AUGCGGUCGGCUCUUGUGGCCUCGGUCCUCUUUCUGGCUGCCCAUGUGCCCACGACCGCUGCCUAUGACGAAGUUUACAACGGAUGCUACUCGAGCUCAACGCCCUUGGAAGAUCAAGGAUCGUACACAUACCAAAGUAAUGGAUACUGCCAGAAGUUAUGCUUGAAGGACAACUACGCCGUCUUUGCGCUCCACAACAAACAAGACUGUCUCUGUGGAAAUGAACUACCGGCGUCUUCGGACAAAGUAUCGGAUGACGAAUGCAAUCUGUCGUGUGCUGGCUGGCCCUCGGUCAUGUGUGGCGGUGCAAACACGUACUCGGUCUAUCUAACAGGUAUUGAGGAUGACGUGGAUAACUACUCUUCCUCGAGCAGUACUUCCAGCAAGGGCACCGAAGGGACGUCGACUUCGACAACACAGACACCCACAGUCCAUGCUGUCACGAGCGGCGGGCAGACAGUCUAUGUUACCGAAGCUCCUGCCACCCACGCCGCCAAUGCAAGCGCUACCCCAACCGAGAAGUCAAAAAGCUCAAGUGCAAACACUGCUGCGAUUGCGGCAGGUGUGGUCGUCGGGGUGGUCGGCCUCUGUGCGCUCAUCGGUGCUGGGUUCUUUCUCUGGCGUUUCAAGAACCGUAAAUCGGUGGAAGCGCAAUAUCGUCGCAGUGUUGGCGUGGACGGUUACGGACAGCCCAUGGCACAGGGCAGCGACUCCCGAUUCGAUGGUGAUUUUAUGGCUCAGAAACGGCAAAGCAACGGCAGUAUCGACGAUGAUCAAGACUUCUCCCGUCGUAUUCUGCAGGUAACCAACCCCGACCGCCGCUAA
Messenger RNA from Aspergillus aculeatus ATCC 16872, 825 nucleotides. RefSeq lists its product as uncharacterized. The transcript is spliced from 3 exons. Lineage: Eukaryota; Fungi; Ascomycota; Eurotiomycetes; Eurotiales; Aspergillaceae. The record is from RefSeq and is a predicted model, not a curated record. The coding region runs from base 1 to 825 and encodes 274 amino acids.